AUGGUUUUGUUCAAACACACUCUUUCAGCCAUUUGUCUUUCUCUAGCUCUGGUGGUAGCUGAUCCUCAGUGCAUCACUCACAAUGAGACCUUCGUUCCAGACGCGGUGCUACGAGUGAGCACCUCAAACAUCUCCCAACCAUGUUAUCCGUCCAAGUCAACAGUUCUUGUCAAUGGGACUUCUCCUGGUCCGGAGUUGAGGAUCAAGGAGGGGAUCACGUAUUGGAUUCGGGUUUAUAAUGAUAUGACCGACAAGAACUUGACCAUGCAUUGGCAUGGUCUAACUCAAGCCAUGGCCCCUUUUUCCGAUGGAACACCUCAAGUGAGUCAAUGGCCGAUUCCACCUUUGCAUUUUUUUGAUUAUGAGAUAAAUGUUCCGAUUGGAAUGGCAGGAACAUAUUUCUACCACAGCCAUGAGGGAUUCCAAGCGGUUUCUGCUACUGGGCCUCUGAUUGUCGAAGAGGACAGAGUACCAUGCCCAUACCAGUACGACGAAGACAAGAUUAUCUUUCUGCAAGACGUCUUUACCAAAGAUGAAUCAACGAUUGAAGCAGGGUUGGUUGCUUCCCCGUUGUCAUGGAGUGGUGAAACAGGCAUGAUUUUGGUGAACGGAAAAGGUGGAGGAAGUGCAAAUGGAACUGUGUGCAAUGCAAGUCUUUCAAUCAUUGAUGUCCAGCGGGGAAAGACAUACCGGUUGCGAUUCAUUGGGGCCACGGCACUCACAUUUGCAUCUCUCGCCUUGGAGGGCCAUGAUUUAGAGAUCAUCGAAGCCGAUGGUCAUUCCACCCAACCUCACAACACCUCAUUCCUUCAGCUCGGCACCGGCCAACGCUUCAGCGCUUUACUACAUACCAAACCCAACCCCGAGAAAAGCACAUACUACCUACAGCUCGAGUCCCGUGAACGCCCAACCCUCACGCGCGGUUUCGCAGUCCUCAAUUAUGGGCCUAAACCCUCCACUCCUUUCACACCCCCAUCCCAACCACCACUCACUCUCCCCAACACCACGCUCGGCUUCCUCGAUUACCAACUGCAUCCAUUUCUUCCACCCAAAGACGGUUCAUUUCCAACAGCGCAAGACGUGACCCGCCGCGUCACAAUAACAGUGCACCAGCGCGUCUCGGGACAAACGGUAUGGAUAGAAAACCACUAUGACUGGACCACUGCCUUCCCUGCUGAACCGUAUCUCGUAUCGUUGUACAAAAAUGAUAGCAUUGAGUUCCCAUCCAUGGAGCGUGCCCUUGCCAACAACGGGAUCGACCCUAUCUCUCGUGCCUUCCCCGCUCAAAUCGGCGAAGUCCUCGAGAUUGUCAUCCAGAACACAGGUGCAGAUGCUGGAGGACUAGACAUUCAUCCUUUCCACGCACACGGCGCGCAUUAUUGGGACCUCGGAUCGGGGAACGGAACAUACGAUGCGACGACCAACGAAGCUAAAAUCGCAGCAUCCGGGCCGCCGAUUCAGAGGGAUACAACGAUGUUGUAUCGUUAUGCCAAGAGUACCGCUAAUGGAACGGAUAUGGGAUGGCGUGCUUGGAGACUCAAGAUUACGGAGCCGGGGGUGUGGAUGGUGCAUUGUCAUAUUUUGCAGCAUAUGCUUAUGGGGAUGCAGACGAUUUGGGUCAUGGGGAAUGAGACUGAGGUGCUGGGGAAGGUGAAGCGGCCGGAUGUGCAGGGGUAUUUGGAGUAUGGAGGUAGUGUGUAUGGCAAUGAGAACCGGUGGCCGAGCGUGGUGCAUUUCACGGAUAAUGAGGAGGGUGAUGGUUGGAGUGAUUAUCAGUAA
Messenger RNA from Lachnellula hyalina, 1779 nucleotides. RefSeq names its product Multicopper oxidase. The record is from RefSeq and is a predicted model, not a curated record. Lineage: Eukaryota; Fungi; Ascomycota; Leotiomycetes; Helotiales; Lachnaceae. The transcript has 3 exons. The coding region runs from base 1 to 1779 and encodes 592 amino acids. Gene Ontology annotation, molecular function: copper ion binding; oxidoreductase activity.